Messenger RNA from Haemonchus placei, 324 nucleotides. NCBI's taxonomy places the organism in Eukaryota, Metazoa, Nematoda, Chromadorea, Rhabditida, Trichostrongylidae. The record is from the annotation of a GenBank genome assembly.
GUAGCUGAUUCACCUCACCCAUCCGUAUCCCACAUGUCUUCCGAAGUGUUCGUCACGUCUCCUGCUCAAUUACCUCAACCGCUGCCAAAACCAGCUCGUAACCAAGUAGCACCACUAAACGGUGACUUACAACCCAUGCCUGCUCCUCGGAAUCUUGACAUCUUUACCGUAGAAGGAUCGAAAGGAAUGUAUACAGUAGCUCCAGAAGCUGCCGGUAUAGAGAAGCAUCUGAGAAGGAUGCGAAGAAUUCAGGAAGGUCUGCGGAGGAGAAAUGAAGAAAUGAAGCUCAACCGAAAGGAGGAAGUUGAGCUUGAAGUACUGUGA